Molecule: messenger RNA, 882 nt
Organism: Scheffersomyces coipomensis
Lineage: Eukaryota; Fungi; Ascomycota; Pichiomycetes; Serinales; Debaryomycetaceae
Gene: CSP37
Product: Csp37p
Exons: 1
Coding region: 1-882 (293 amino acids)
Source: RefSeq, a predicted model, not a curated record
AUGUCUUCAACUAGAUAUUUCUUAGGUGCAGCUGCUAUACUUGGUGGAGCAUAUUGGUAUGAUCAAAACGUUCAACCUAUUAUACCAAGACAACAACGUGAAGAUAUUAAACAAUUUGAAAAACAUGCUCAAGCAGAUUUAAAAAAAUUCGAAAAGGAAACUGUUCCAAAUCAAUAUCAACAACAUAUUGAAAAACCUUUGAACUCUAUAACCCAACAAAUCAAUGAACAAUCGAAAAAAUUAGAAUCAAAUUUAAAAUCUUCCACUGAUAGUGUGGUUCAACAAGUUAAAGAUUCAAAAUUAUACCAAGAUCUUCAAACUAAACCACAAGAGAUUAGGUCAUCAAUUAAUACUGCCAUAAAGGAUAUUGAAGAUGAUAAGAGUUACUUAGUCAAGACCGUUGAUCACUAUAUUGAUUUGAUUAAUCAUAUUGGUGAAUCUGCCGCUCCAACUCCAACUACUGAUUAUUCCACUGUAUCAAGAAGAGUUGAAAUCAAAGAACCAAAUACUAAUUGGUUUGGAAAUUGGUUUGGAUCCAAAGCUGAAACUGAUUUAGAGAAAACUAAAAGUGAAUUGGAAAAGACCACAAAUUCAUGGUUAAAUUGGGGAUCCGCCAAAUCUGAUGAACUUAAUCAAUCCGUCAAUGAACAGAAGGAUAAGUUCAGUAAACGUUUUAGUCAAGAAAAGGAUAAUGCUAUCAAACAAUAUGACCAAGCUAAACGUGAUUUAGAUGAUCUAAUCGCAUCAUCUGCUCCAAAUGUCAAUGAUCCAAGAUUAAUCAAGGCAAAACAAGACUUAUUAAGUUCUGUUAAUCAUUUAAAAGCUUAUGGUGAUGAUGUUUAUCAAGAGUAUAGUGAUAAAAUCAGUAAGUUUUUCAAAUAG